Molecule: messenger RNA, 972 nt
Organism: Nyctereutes procyonoides (raccoon dog)
Lineage: Eukaryota; Metazoa; Chordata; Mammalia; Carnivora; Canidae
Gene: TAS2R42
Product: taste 2 receptor member 42
Exons: 1
Coding region: 1-972 (323 amino acids)
Biological process (GO): sensory perception of taste; detection of chemical stimulus involved in sensory perception of bitter taste; G protein-coupled receptor signaling pathway
Cellular component (GO): membrane
Molecular function (GO): G protein-coupled receptor activity
Source: RefSeq, a predicted model, not a curated record
AUGUUAGCUGGAUUGGAUAUAAUUUUUCUUACACUGUCAACAGCAGAAUUCAUAAUUGGAAUGUUGGGGAAUGCGUUCAUUGGACUGGUAAACUGCUCUGAAUGGGUCAAGAACCAGAAAAUCUCUUUAGCUGACUUCAUCCUCAUCUGCUUGGCUAUCUCCAGAAUCGCUCAGCUGUUGGUGUCAUGGUUUGAAUCAUUUAUGAUGGGACUAUCUCCACUUUUCUUUUCUACUUAUAAACUGGCAAAAUCUAUUACUUUGCUUUGGAGAAUAACUCAUCAUUUGGCUACGUGGUUUAGUACCUGCCUAAGCAUUUUCUACGUCCUUAAGAUAGCUCAGUUCUCUCAUUCCCUUUUCCUCUGGCUGAGGUGGAGAAUGAACAGAGUGGUUCUUGCAAUUCUUGUAUUUUCUUUGUUCUUUCUACUGUUUGACUUUCUAAUGCUAGAAACAUUCAAUGAUCUCUUCUUGAAUGUCGAUGCAAUGGAUGAAAGUAAUCUGACUUUAUAUAUAAAUGAAAGUAAAACUUUUUAUGUUAAAACCCUGAUUCUUCUUAGUUUUUCCUAUAUCAUUCCUAUUAUUCUGUCCCUGACCUCAUUGCUCCUUUUAUUUCUGUCCUUGGUAAAACACAUCAGAAAUUUGCAGCUCAACUCCAUGGGCUCCAGGGAUUCCAGCACACAGGCCCAUAAAAAAGCCAUUAAAAUGGUGAUGUCUUUCCUCUUCCUUUUCACAGUUCACUUUUUUUCCAUACAAUUGUCAAAUUGGAUGUUUUUUUUAUUUUGGAACAAGAAGAUCACAAAGUUUAUCAUGUUGGCCGUUUAUGUCUUUCCCUCAAGCCACUCACUAAUUUUGAUUCUGGGAAACAGCAAGCUGAGACAGACAGCCUUGAAGGUACUGUGGCAUCUUAAAAGCUCCCUGAAAAGAGAAAAACCAAAUUCAUCUUUACCGAUAGACUUUCCAGAAUCUUUCCAAUGA